Molecule: messenger RNA, 2127 nt
Organism: Theobroma umbraticum
Lineage: Eukaryota; Viridiplantae; Streptophyta; Magnoliopsida; Malvales; Malvaceae
Product: RNI-like superfamily protein
Biological process (GO): SCF-dependent proteasomal ubiquitin-dependent protein catabolic process
Cellular component (GO): SCF ubiquitin ligase complex
Molecular function (GO): protein binding
Source: RefSeq, a predicted model, not a curated record
AUCGGAGCCAUCAGCUGCAUUUUGAAAAGAAUCCUUGCAUUACGUAUGCUUUUUGCUGGUCUUGCCCGUUAUCCAGCUACUUCCCAAGCUUAAAUUCGCUCUUUUCUUUUCUCUUUCUCUGGCCUCCUCCAUUCUCUUCUCUCCCUCUGAAAGAAACUGACAAUGGAGCUACCGCAAGAAUGCUGGGAAUCAAUUUUCAGUUUAUUACAACACCAUCGCUCUUUCGAGCCUCUGUCUUUGGUCUGCAACAUGUUUCUCUCCAUCACCAAUCAUCUCCGUCACACGCUCACAAUCACUGACCCAACCUUGGAAUCCCUCCCUCGUCUUCUCCGCCGUUUCCCAAAUCUCCGCACAAUCAUUUUCCGUGACUUUCACGGCAGUCUCGAUUCUGCUCUUUCCCAGAUUUCACAAUCUGGGUUGCCCUUAAUAUCCCUCGACGUUUCAAACCAAUCGAGUUUUCCUUUAUUGGGUUUGAAACAGCUGGGUUCCAAAUUGAGGAAUUUGAAAGAACUGAAUUGCUCAAAAAUUGUGUCCUUGAAAGACUCUGAUUUGAUUGAGAUCGGGAAUUGUUUCCCUUUUCUUGAAGCAGUUGAUAUUAGCUACCCUGACCAUGGAUGUGGGUUUUCCCCUAAUGGAUCUUUGGAUGCAAGGAGUUUUCCGGGUUUGGUUACUGCUUAUGGGAUCCUUGGCUUGGCCUCGAGGCUCAGGAGAUUGCGGAAGAUUGAUCUUUCGGGUAAUCCGUUUAUAACCGAUCAAGCUCUUGUUAGUUUAUCGUCGAAUUGUUUGUUUUUGACUGAAAUUGGGAUCCGUGAUUGCGAUUUCAUUACCCAGAAUGGAAUUGCUUUGGCUAUGCGUAAAAGUGGUAAUUUGAAGUCGAUUUUGAUGAAUGGAAUUGGAAUUCCUUCAAUAGAUUUAUGUUUUAAGGAUUCGUUUGCAUAUGCGAGAGGUUUACGCGAGCUUGAACUCUCAAAUUCGUUUAUAUCUGAUGAAUUGUUGUGUUUAGUUGCUGAAGCAUGCCUUCCACUGACCAAACUUGUUCUCUCUCGUUGCUUUUGUUAUACAUUUGAUGGGAUUUAUUUUCUCUUGUCUAAAUACCAGUCUCUUACAUACUUAGAUCUUGAACGAGCAAAUUUUCUCAAUGAUGAGUCCAUGAUGGAAUUGACCAAGUUUCUUGGUAAUUUAACCUUUACAAACCUUAGUUUAUGCUCGAACUUAACGAGUUCAACUUUCUUCAAUCUUACAAAAAACUGUCCUUUGUUAAGCGUUAUCAAUAUGGAGAGAACCAAUCUCGGAGUGGAAGAAUUUCCAACUGAAAUAGUGGUAAAUCCUCGCGUUAAGUCACUAUAUUUGGCUUGGAAUAACAGUUUGAAUGAUGAAUGCAUAAAAAAGGCUGCCUAUGUUUGCCCCAAUUUGGAAGUUCUUGAUGUCACCUAUUGCUCAUGUAUUACUGAAAAAGGCAUAUUGGGAAUUUUAAAGAGUUGUUUGCAUAUUAGGUGUUUGGAGAUUAAUAGAUGUGAAGGGAUUAAAAAUCUUGAAAUAGACUUUGAACUUCCUAGACUAGAGGUUUUGCAGGCAGAGGGUUUGGGAAUUAAUGAUGAGGCAUUGACUUUGAUUGGGAAGAGAUGUUGUAGGCUAUCUCAUCUGAAUUUGGAAGGUUGCUUUAAUGUGACUGCAAGAGGAGUUGAAGGUGUGGUUCUAAACUGCAAAGCAUUAAAAGAGGUGAAUUUGAGGUGGUGUAAUAAUGUGAGUGUACAUAUUGUAGCUUGGAUGGUGUUUUCAAGGCCAUCUCUGAGGAAAAUUACACUGCCUUGUGGUUCUGUUCCUACUGUAAAUCAAAGGAAUUUUUUCUUGCGCCAUGGAUGUUUAGUUUGUAAAGGCUAGCUUUUCAACAGAAGUGGAAAGAUCAUCUCCAUUUAAUUUGAGUUUUUUCUUUGUAAAAUUUAACUAUUGAUAUGCGCAAUAGCAUUGUCGAAGCUAUGUGAUGACUACAAUUGUAUCACAUAUGAACUAGUCUUUUCUAUAUUUGCAGUAGUUAUGAUUGUCUUACAAUCAGACAGAAUUGUUUGAUACAUUGUGUGCAGAUAGCUCUCUAUGAUUUAGAAGUUAUAGUAAAUUGAUUUCAUUUCA